Molecule: messenger RNA, 681 nt
Organism: Thlaspi arvense
Lineage: Eukaryota; Viridiplantae; Streptophyta; Magnoliopsida; Brassicales; Brassicaceae
Source: the annotation of a GenBank genome assembly
GGCAUGGACAUGGCAAUUUCGAAGUUGAACAGUGGCGGGUGGGUUCACAUAUUUCUGGAAGGAAGUCGCUCCCGGGAUGGUGGCAAGACUAUGGGUACGGCAAAAAGAGGUAUUGGAAGGUUGAUUUUGGACGCAUACACUGUUCCAUUUGUGCACACGGGUAUGCAGGAUAUUAUGCCCGUGGGAGCCAAUGUUCCACGUAUUGGCAAGACAAUCAAGUACCAAACGCAGUAUGGAAUGUUUUUCAAUCUUUCGUAUCCAUUAUUCGCAACCCAAGACUCUUUACCACGAACUAAUGUUAAAAUUUACAUUGGUAACCCGAUUCACUUUGACGACCUUCUCGGGACUGAAGAAGCUGAAAACGUUUCGAGGAAACACUUGUAUGAUGCUGUAUCUUCGAGAAUUGGACAGAGACUGUACGAGUUAAAAGCUCAAGUCGACAGAGUAUCGCUGGAACAGCAGUCUUUGAUGUCACAGGACGCCAGAACAUCCUCGGACCGCGCUGCCGAUAUCUUUCACCGGGUUGAUUGGGACUCAUUCGGGAUGGGGGCACACUUCUCAGAAGAAUCAUCAACCAUUAAUAAACAACUUGGCAAUGAUUGUCUUGUCUCCAGUUCCUUAGAUCGUCAGAUCCCCAAAAGAGGAUUCUCAUCCGAAGCAGGGAUGAGUCUGAAGAUUUAA